Messenger RNA from Ceraceosorus guamensis, 1480 nucleotides. RefSeq lists its product as hypothetical. The coding region runs from base 320 to 1060 and encodes 246 amino acids. The record is from RefSeq and is a predicted model, not a curated record. Gene Ontology annotation, biological process: 'de novo' protein folding. The transcript is spliced from 5 exons. Gene Ontology annotation, cellular component: endoplasmic reticulum membrane; endoplasmic reticulum. NCBI's taxonomy places the organism in Eukaryota, Fungi, Basidiomycota, Exobasidiomycetes, Ceraceosorales, Ceraceosoraceae.
CAUUCAUCUGCCCGACUACGCGCUUCUUUGCCCAUCUUCACCAUCAGUACGAACCUUGACCUCAAUCAUCCCUCUCCCAAUCCACGCGCAUCUUCCCAACACUCACAUUGUCAAACCGGCGCAGAUCGCUAAACGCCAGACCUCUUGCCUUUCGCACUACAGUGCUUCGCGCCAACAAUCGGUGCGCCUCGGUCCUUGACCCGCCACCAUCACACUCGCAUACACACGCGAUCCGACGAGCUGGGUCCAACGCCUCGCACCUGUCCUUCUGCUGGUCUUCUAAAGGGGCAAGGUCGUCCGCAGUCGACGCAUCUCUAGGAUGCAAGGUGCCAUCGCUUCCUCCUCGCAGGUCACUCUCCUCGCGUCCGACGUCGCCUCAUCGCAUCAUCACAUCAGGAAGGCCGAACGAACACCUUUGCGCCAGCGCAAGAGCCCCCGAAGCAUGAGCUGGUCUGCUAUCGUGCUCGCUUGUCUCGCGGCGGUGGUGCUUUCGGCCCAGCCCUCGUCUGCGCAGUUUCAGAAUGUGACGAGCCUUGCGGGAACUUGGGCUAGCGGAUCUGGAAAUGUCCUCACUGGAUUGGAAUUCUUCAAUCCGAUCGCGAAAAAGUUCACAGUGCCCAGGACGUCGGGAAUUGCCUACUCCUUCACAAAUGAUGGCUUCUUCGAGACAAGCACCUACACCUACACGUCCAAUUCUGCGAACAACAGGUGCUUCAGGGCAGCGCUGACCUGGCAACAUGGAUCUUACACGUUCAACCCGAACGGUUCCAUCAGCCUGACUCCUUUCGCUCCAGAUGGCUACGUGCAAGUAAUGGAUCCUUGUGCAGGCACGAGCGUGGCGCAGUACCAGUAUAAGCAAUUCGAAUUGAUCCCUCAGUGGUACAAUUACUUGGAUCCGAAGCCAGGCUUUUUGCCAGAAGGACAGACAGCGUACGGUAUGAAGAUGUUCAACGAUGGUGGUGGCGGGGAGGCUGGUGCUCCAAAGCCCAUCAUGUGGUUGGUGCGAAGACCACCCAACAUGUUGCCAACGCAGCAACUUUACCAGGAGGUGAUCAUGUAGAACACCUUGGGACAGUACAGUAAAUUUGGACAUACAUUUCUCGCAACGAAGAAGCUCUUCAAACCAUCCACUCUCGAUUACUGCCAGCUCGCAGGCUCAGGCAUUGCUUGGUCCAAGCGCACAGCUUCUCUUCUCCUGCGUCACCACCCCCUUCUAGACUUGCCACUUCCAUCAGCAAGAAGCGCUUUGCCUAUCUUUCUGCAAGCUCGAGGCUCCGCUCGGCGUUCAAGGGUGAUUAGGCCAGGUAAACACAGACGCGACCUCGAGGCGCCGCCGCCGUGUGCAUCUGACAACAAGGAAACACGCCUGUCUCCUCCCCUUUCCACAUCCACAUUCACCCUCACCUCUCGUGCUUCCCUGACACUUUUCCCUCACCUGCCCCGGCCCGCUGCUGGACAAUACGAUUCGAUGACUCGUGUG